AUGGCUCUCCAAGGCACUAACACACAAGUUCUUUUUGUAAAGCGUCCAGUUGAUUUAUUCAAUCCAGCAGAAACUUUUAAAAUAGUGAAAACACCUGUACCAACUGUUGAAAGCUUGAAAGAUGGCGAGUUUAUAGUCAGGAAUUAUUGGUUAUCUUUAGAUCCCGCCAUGCGCGGAUGGAUGAAUAAUGCGAGAAGUUAUAUACGUCCAUUAGGAAUAAAUGAAGUAAUGCGUGGUCAAACUGUUGGUGUGGUUGUCGCGUCAAAGAAUUCGAAUUUUAGAGUUGGUGAUAAGGUUCAAAUUUUAGGAGGUUGGCAAGAAUUUUCUGUUUCUAAUGGAGCAAACGCGUGGAAACUCAAUAUUCCGCCAGGUGCAUAUCUUCACGAUUUCUUAGGUAUUUUUGGUGGUACUGGCAUGACCGCGUACUUUGGAUUACUUGACAUUGGUAAACCCAAGGCCGGAGAAACAGUUGUUGUGUCAGGAGCAGCCGGCGCUACUGGAAGUCUUGUUGGUCAAAUAGCAAAGCUCAAAGGAGCACGUGUUAUCGGGAUCGCAGGCUCGAAAGAAAAAUGCGAUUGGCUUGAAAAAGAACUCGGAUUCGAUGUAGCCUUAAACUAUCGCGACGCAGAUUUUCCAAAGAAACUCGCAGACGCUACACCGAAAUAUAUCGACGUGUAUUUUGAUAAUGUCGGUGGCGAGAUUCUGGAUUUGUGUCUUAGACGUAUUGCGCAAAAGGGAAGAAUUGUGGUCUGUGGUGCGAUUAGUCAGUAUAACGAAAAAACGCCAAGUGGACCGAAGUAUUACACUACAUUGAUCACACAACGUGCACGAAUGGAAGGCUUUAUUGUUCCUCGAUACCCUGAAGCUGUGCUUGAUCUUGCCAAAUGGUUACAAGAAGGGAAGAUUAAGCGAAGAGAGUUUGUGAUUGAGGGAUUGGAAAAUGCACCAGAAGGAUUAAUGAAAUUAUUUAAAGGCGAAAAUACCGGAAAGACACUGGUUAAAUUGGUGAAUGAGAAUAAGAGUAAACUUUAA
This is a messenger RNA of Ambispora leptoticha, 1032 nucleotides long. Lineage: Eukaryota; Fungi; Glomeromycota; Glomeromycetes; Archaeosporales; Ambisporaceae. The record is from the annotation of a GenBank genome assembly.